This is a messenger RNA of Saccoglossus kowalevskii, 1386 nucleotides long. Its product is annotated as proton-coupled folate transporter-like. Lineage: Eukaryota; Metazoa; Hemichordata; Enteropneusta; Harrimaniidae. The record is from RefSeq and is a predicted model, not a curated record. Gene Ontology annotation, cellular component: plasma membrane. Gene Ontology annotation, molecular function: transmembrane transporter activity. Gene Ontology annotation, biological process: transmembrane transport.
AUGGCUGCUUCUAUUAUAACAACAAUGCGAGCAGUCGUAAACAUGGAACCGGUAGUAUUCUCAAUAAUGUUUGCUCUGUCCACCACAAUGACUGUCCGUGUACAGUAUAUACAGAACAUGGUCGGCAAUUCGUACAACUACACCCGGCGAAACACAAGCGACUGUGCUGUUAACACAUCUGAUCCGAAUUAUAAGCUGGGUCAAAUCGUCAAUUCCGAAGUGUCGUACUGGUUGCUUUAUUUUCAAGCGCUGUCGGCAGCCUUGACCCUGUUCUCCGGGACGUUACUUGGGUCAUACAGCGAGAGGGGUGGAGGUAGAAAAGUACCGCUACUUAUACCCCUGGUAGGGUUCACGUUUUACGUAUUUUCUAGCCUGGUAGUUAUGUACUUUGGACUUCCUUUGCAGUAUUUCUUUAUCAGUGAAGUUAUACGUGGAAUCACAGGAAACGUGUACACGAUCUUUGCCAUGUCCUGUGCUUAUGUGUCCGACAUCUCAUCAAAGGGAAGCCGAACAUUUCGAUUGAUCGUGCUUGAGACGUUCCUUUUCUUAGGUGGCACAAUUUCGCAGAUAUCCACUGGAUACUGGAUCGAACUGCAGGGUUUCAUACCGCCGACGUGGCUGGCUUAUGGUUUGAUGAUAUUUAGUGUGUUUUUUGUGAUAUUGUGGGUCGACGAAACUAUGACUAUACCGAAACAAACAACGUGGAACAUCCAAAAACAAUUUGUGGAUGUUGCUAGAUUAUUUACCAAGAGCACGAUGAAUACGAGCAUAGAACUUACAUUGAUAUUGCUUGGUAUGUUCGUGAUCUUCGUGGUUAUUGGUUCUUCAGUUAGUAUAACUAUGCUGUAUAUUCUCAACCCACCAUUCUGUUUCACUUCUGUUCUUGUCGGUUAUUACCAGGCUAUACUUUGUCUUAGCAACGCUAUCGGUUUAAUUCUGGGUGGAAAAUUGUUGUCCUGUGUACUUGGCGAUCUUGGCAUGGCACAAACUGGGCUUGUAUCGCAAGGUGUUAGUAAUGUUAUAUUGGCAUUGGCGAGUAGUAAUGCAAUGAUAUUCAUUGCUGGUGCAGCUGCGCUAUUUACUUCUCUAUCAUUGCCGGUCCUAAGAAGUCGACUGUCUAAACUAUACGGUCCUGGGAAACAAGCCGUGUUAUUUACACUACUGGGAUGUGUACAGGGAUUGGGGGAAUGUUUCGCUCCGCUCGUGUUCAACAGUAUUUAUUCUGCCACAGUGGAAAAGAUGCCAAGUUUUGUGUUUUAUACAUACGCACUGAUUCUAAUCGUUCCAGCAAGUCUGAUUGGGAUGGUUCAAAUAAGACAAUAUAGACAAUCACGUGACAUUAUUGAAGUGCCAACAAUAAAUGAUGAUGCCUCAAAUAGCUGGUAA